GUGGAGGCAAUAGCGGACGACCCAGCCUUAGCCACACGUACAAAGGUGGCGCCGCUGCAGGAACAUAUAAUAGCUGGCGUCACUCUUUCGACUGUUCUCUGUUGGGUGGCCAAAUCAGCUACCUUUCCUGUACAUAGAAAGCAGCCCAGGCCAAAGAGCAGCACAACAGAACAGUGGUCUGCUAAUUGCUGCGAAGGCAAUUCGGAGCUUUGGAGUGAACCUCAGCGAUACGCAAAGUGGCUUCACAUACGUUCAUUAUUAGUCAAGGUUAUCCUCAUCAUUCAACAACAUGACGGCUGAAUCCAGUGCUAGUGGGAGUGCCAAUUCGAGCAACUACAGGACGAAUAGCAGCAGCAGCGCUGCAGAAGCAAGUAGCAUCAAUGAUUCCAAGGACUACAAGAUUUGUGACGUUUUGGGAGGGCUGGAUGUAACACGGCUGAUAUCUACCAACGCCCGCAAUUUCUUUGCCAGUGCCAUUGACGAUGUCGAGUUGCUUCGAGAGUUUUUGGUGGAGGCUACUCGGCAUUCCAACCGGACGAGUGACUUUCAUUCGUUGGAAGAAAUGAGCCACUCGUUGGACUGGAAAGCUCGCGGUCUGCCACCGAAUACUACCACCUUGGACGCCAAUUUGGGGUAUACGGAUGACCGGAUGGAUCGUCGCAUUGAUCGGUUUGUCGGUCUAGUCAACCAACCUCUCGUGGGAACCAAACAAACAGACUUUUUCAUGAUGGAUGGCUUGAGUCCUCUCUUUCCUUGGGUCGUUGAUCGACGCUCCAAACCGGACAGUUGGUGGCUGGAUCACAGUGCCGGGAAAAGUCAGGGUGAUACCAAGGAGCCUUUCGCGUUUGACAUCCUCUACUCUGGUGCUUGGUUGAUCUCUUAUGGAGACUCUCUACUAUACUACCCGCCUCUGACAGUCUACAACCACCCGCUUACGUUUGGAGAUCGUGUGGGCUCGUUCUGGAACUCCCAUGAUGCUCCCUUCUCUACCCCCAACUUUCCAGAACAGAAUCCGGAUCGAAUCGCCUUCUUCAGCAAGCCGUACCCGGACUUGGCAGUUCCAGGACUGUCGUUGGUCUCGGCUAUUGCACCCGUCUACUACAAUGGCGCAUUCAUGGGAUACGACUACAAUGAUACCUACGUGGCUUCACUUGGAGUUGAUAUCGCAACGUCAUCUGUAUCGUCCUUCUUGGAUGUCUUGCAAGACAGUGUCGCACCUGGAAGCUUUGGAAUGCUUGUGGAUUCCGAGCUGUCCACCAUUGUGAUUUCAGAAGAAGUGGUACGACGAGUAUAUCCGGAACGGACCGGUUUUGAAGAAUCCAGGGUCUCGUACAACAAGGAUGGCAGCAUUGCUGUGGAUCGACGCAAUCAAACGUACUUGCCCUCCGACACCAUCCUCGAGGACUUGACAGCACUCACCAACGGGGAUUGGAAGGCUUUGCAGACUGAAAUAAGCCGAUCUCCCAAGGGAUCCAGAGAAUACACAACCUUCAACCUGACACUCACUGGUCAAGACAGCCCCAUGGAGUACUACGUUAUGUACGAGCGGUGGCAGUUUGUGGCCGAUUGGACCUUGUUGGUCUUUGCUCCUACGCAACAAGUGGAGCAAGCCAUUGAUGUGUACUUGACGACCGGGGAAGAACUCACUCGGCCCACUGCCGCCACGUUGGUAGAUUUGGAAGGGGAGCGUGGUACUACCUUGAGAGGACAAGGUACCCUCGUCAACAAUGGCAAUCUAGAUGUCGUUCUCAAGAUUCCCAAAGAUAGGGUGCCAUCUUGGGUGCAGCUUCAGAAGGGAUACUACAACGGAACUGAGGUAAUCGACGACGAGUCCUUCCUACUCAAGGCUGGCGAGCACUUGGCAAUAAAGUUCAGCGUGCCCACAGAGAAGCUUGAUGUCGGAACCAAGUCUUCUUUCCUCUCGUUUGAUGUGAAGGAUGCUUUCUACCCCGACUGCUUCUUUCGCCAAGAAUUGAAUUUGCCCAUCUCCGUGAGAGUCAAUGAAAUCCCUUGUGAUGCGGCCAAUCAAGUAUACGACAAUACACAAGAAGCAUGCGUUUGUGACUCCAAUUCGCUGGAUAUCUUUGGCACAUGCGUCGACCACCUGAUUAUUGCCGUCUGCGCUUUUGUCCCUGUCAUGCUGUUUGCAGCCCUUGCAUUUUGGAUGUAUAUCCGGCACAAGCGGCGGCUAGCAAACUCGCUGUGGAAGAUUGACAAGUCAGAACUCAAGUUCCACGACGAGGAUAACAGCAAGAGCAGCAGCUUCGACCUCGUAGCCGAAGGCAACUUUGGUGAAAGAGUUGUCCUAGCAGAGUUUAGGGGAACUCAAGUUGCAGUCCAGUACUUUCAGACAUCACGUCGUGGCGGGAACCGAAUGUCGCGACGACAAAGCACCGGACGUCGACCCAGUGUCACUAGCAACUUCGAAAAGGAUGUUUCUGAGGCUCACACGUUGAUGGAAGCAGGAAUAGAACAGCAUCCUCAGAAUAGCCAGAUUGGGAAGGCUGGUCGGCAAUCAUCCACGAAGGUUCCAAAAGCAGAUUUUGCAAAAGAGAUGCGGUUGCUCUCAUCGUUGAAGCAUCCCAACAUAGCCACUGUGAUGGGGGCACUAUGCGACAAUAAGAGCCCCAUGAAGGCAAUCGUCUUGGAGUAUAUGGACAAUGGAUCAUUGUAUGACUGCUUGCACAAUGCCAUUGAGCUGGAUGGCGAAGUCAUCACAGGUAUUCUCAUGGAUAUAUGCAAAGGUCUCCAGUUCCUCCACGGCAACAAACCAAACGCAAUCCAUCAUGGAAAUCUGAAAGCUGAAAGCGUCUGGCUUGAUUCAAACUUUAGAGCAAAACUAGGUGAUUUUGGUUUGACCAUACCCGGCCGCAGAAUGUAUGGCUACAUGGCAUCACCAGCUUGGAUGGCUCCAGAGAGGCUGCGCAGAGAGACGGGCCCCUCACCUGCUGGUGAUGUCUUCUCUCUGGGGUGCACUAUGUACGAAUGCUAUGAGAGAAGGGAGCCUUACUAUGGAGAGGACGACAUGUUGCAGGUGAUUCCUGAGAUUUGCGAUCCAGAGGUAAACAGGCGACCGCCAAGGCCAGUGGCAAUGCCUCCUGCCGUUGCAAUCCUUAUGCAAGACUGUAUGGUUGCAAAUGCAGAGGAAAGGCCUUCACUAGAGGAGAUCACGAGUAGGCUGAAACGGUUCCAGACAAGUGAUGUUGACCCCAUAGGCUUUGUAAAGAAGGUGCCACCUGGCAAGGCCAACUUUGAUCUCCUCCUCAAGCUGUUCCCGCGGCAUAUUGCCGAGGCACUGCGCGACGGUCGCCCUAUUGAGCCGGAAAACCAUUCCUCGGUUUCGAUCUUCUUCAGUGACAUUGUCUCAUUUACAACAAUUUCUUCCUCUCUUGAGCCACACAAGGUGACAGAUAUGUUGCAUCGGCUGUUCCAUCGUAUGGACAAUCUUGCAGAUCUCCAUGGCUUGUACAAAGUCGAGACAAUUGGAGACGCAUGGUUCGGAUGCACAAAUUGCGUCCAGAAGCAAGACAGCGACCACACACGAAGGAUUGCGCAGUUUGCCCUUGAUUCUAUGCAAGCUGCAAGUGACACCCUGAUUGACCUUGAAGACCCCGACCGUGGUUACGUUCAGAUUCGUGUUGGGCUUCACUCCGGUCCAGUGGUAGCAAACGUUAUUGGGUCGAACUCGCCACACUAUACAUUGUUCGGGGACACCGUCAACACGGCUUCUCGCAUGGAGAGUAAUUCACUCCCAGGUAGAAUCCAGUUCUCGGAAGUCUUCUCCAAACUACUGCAACAGCAGGCUCCUCACAUUGAGGUAACUUGCAGAGGGAAGAUUCCAAUCAAGGGGAAAGGCGAAAUGAAAACCUACUGGAUUGGACUGGGAGAAACUGAGAAGAUGGCACAUCGACAGCCACCCGAGGGAGCAGCGCCUGGAAAGCCUUCGGCGCCAUCUCAAGACAACAACUCGGGGGACCCAGUCAAACCAACUGCAAAGGAAACGUUCUUGACCGAAAUAGAGUGCUGAGCGCUUGUCGCGUGCUGGAGGUUGCAAUCUAAAAAUUGGUGCCCGCGGCUAUUGCCUGCCAGCAGCUAGCCAGGCAAAGGCUACUCAGGUGAAUUCAUUUAAGCUCUUUGAAGCAAUUCCAUGCAUUGCAUAGUUCCGGUUUUGUCAUUCCACACUAGCAGUUCACCGUUGUUGUCAGCCAAAAGAUGCCCCGCCGGAAAAGCGAAUGACGAAAGGAAGCACAUUUGACCCGGAA
Molecule: messenger RNA, 4262 nt
Organism: Seminavis robusta
Lineage: Eukaryota; Bacillariophyta; Bacillariophyceae; Naviculales; Naviculaceae
Source: the annotation of a GenBank genome assembly